This is a messenger RNA of Carica papaya (papaya), 2247 nucleotides long. NCBI's taxonomy places the organism in Eukaryota, Viridiplantae, Streptophyta, Magnoliopsida, Brassicales, Caricaceae. The record is from RefSeq and is a predicted model, not a curated record.
AUAUAUUAAUGCAACGGUGUUGCCCUCUUUAAAAGAGAAGCACGAUGAAUUUAUGCUGAGGGAGCUGGUCAAAAGAUGGUCAAAUCAUAAAGUAAUGGUUAGGUGGCUGUCACGCUUCUUCCAUUAUCUUGACCGCUACUUCAUUGCUAGAAGGUCACUUCCGGCGCUAAACGAAGUUGGGCUGACUUGCUUCCGUGACCUGGUUUAUCAAGAGAUACAUUGUAAAGUCAGAGAUGCUGUUAUCACCCUUAUUGAUAAAGAACGCGAAGGGGAGCAGAUAGAUAGAGCAUUACUGAAGAACGUUUUGGGUAUAUUUGUUGAGAUAGGGAUGGGACAAAUGGAUAGAUAUGAAGAAGAUUUUGAAGGGCACAUGCUUCAAGAUAGUGGUGCUUACUAUUCGCGGAAGGCAUCAAACUGGAUUCUGGAGGAUUCUUGCCCCGAUUAUCUACUAAAAUCUGAGGAGUGCUUGAAGAAGGAAAGGGAGAGGGUCGCACAUUACCUGCACUCAAGUAGUGAACCAAAGUUAGUCGAGAAAGUGCAACAUGAAUUGCUGGUGGUCUAUGCAACUCAGCUACUAGAAAAGGAGCAUUCUGGGUGCCGUUCAUUGCUUAAAGAUGACAAGGUGGAUGAUCUUUCUAGGAUGUACCGGCUUUACUAUAAAAUUAUCAAAGGCUUGGAACCAGUUGCUACUAUCUUCAAACAGCAUAUUACUGCUGAGGGUGCCGCACUUGUUCAACAAGCUGAAGAUGCUGCUACUAACCAGCCCACAAAUGCGAGUGGUGUGCAGGAACAGGUUCUUAUCAGAAAUAUAAUUGAGCUGCACGACAAGUAUAUGGCUUAUGUCACUGAUUGUUUCCUAAACCACACAUUGUUCCAUAAGGCCCUGAAAGAGGCUUUUGAGAUAUUUUGCAACAAGACUGUCGCUGGCAGUUCAAGUGCAGAGCUACUGGCAACAUUCUGUGACAAUAUACUUAAGAAGGGUGGAAGUGAGAAAUUGAGUGAUGAAGCCAUUGAAGAAACGCUAGAGAAGGUAGUUAAGUUGCUUGCAUAUAUAAGCGACAAAGACCUUUUCGCUGAAUUCUAUAGGAAAAAGCUUGCUCGACGGCUAUUAUUUGAUCGGAGCGCUAAUGAUGAUCAUGAAAGGAGUAUUCUUACUAAGUUGAAACAGCAAUGUGGAGCACAGUUCACAUCAAAGAUGGAAGGGAUGGUAACAGAUUUGACACUGGCAAGGGAGAACCAGAAUAACUUUGAAGAUUACCUUAGCAAUAAUCCAGCUGCACAUCCUGGAAUUGAUCUGACAGUCACUGUUCUUACUACUGGGUUCUGGCCGAGUUACAAGUCCUUUGAUAUAAACCUUCCAACUGAAAUGGUUAAGUGUGUUGAAGUGUUCAAAGGAUUUUAUGAAACAAAAACAAAACACAGGAAGCUUUCAUGGAUAUAUUCCUUGGGCACUUGUCAUAUCAAUGGCAAGUUUGAGCAGAAAACUAUUGAGUUAAUUGUGUCUACAUACCAGGCUGCUGUUUUGCUGCUUUUUAAUUCUGCAGAUAGAUUAAGUUAUUCCGAGAUCAUGGCUCAAUUGAACUUGUGCCAUGAUGACUUGGUUAGAUUGCUCCACUCUCUGUCCUGCGCCAAGUAUAAAAUCCUUAUUAAGGAGCCUAGCUCGAAAACUGUUUCUCAAUCUGAUUACUUUGAGUUCAAUUCGAAGUUCACAGACCGAAUGAGGAGGAUUAAGAUCCCUCUUCCCCCCGUGGAUGAACGGAGGAAGGUUGUUGAAGAUGUUGACAAGGACCGGCGCUAUGCAAUUGAUGCUGCAAUUGUGCGUAUAAUGAAGAGCCGGAAAGUCCUUGGCCAUCAACAACUGGUGUCAGAGUGUGUGGAGCAGUUAAGCCGAAUGUUUAAGCCGGAUAUUAAGGCGAUCAAGAAGAGGAUGGAGGACUUGAUCACCCGCGACUAUCUGGAAAGAGACAAGGAUAACGCCAACUUGUUUAGGUAUUUAGCUUAAAUUCGAGCAGGUGGUGUUGAGCCCACUGCAAUACCAUUAUUGGCCCCCAAAUGUGAAUUUGUUUUUCGAACUGCUGUAAAUGCCUAUGUAAUUGAGCUGCCUACUGAAAGGCUUAAAAGAGAAUUUUUUUUUUUGGUGCAAUUUGCCUAUGAAGCCAGUUUUGUAUUCUGCCAAUCAUUGUCGAAGAAAGGUUGAUAGGAAUAUUGAUGUUCAAUCCGUUUGGUAUAAUCCAGAGUGCUUCUCUA